GCGUCCUACUGAACGCUGCCUCCCCCGGACGUAUAUAGACCGAGCCAAUCGCCCCAGUCUGCCCUGUAUGCAACUGCUCGUGCGCCGUCCCUCCGCGCCCUUUUUCGUCUUCUCCAUCUACGCAAGUUUAUAUUCUCUAUCGCAGUUAUAAUGCCUGGGUUUCACUCCUCUAACGAGUCGAGAUCCCACUGUGGCUCCGAGUGUUUGCUCGAGCAACCCACUGGCUCACAUCGAGUUCGCUAUCGCGGCGCGGGCGACCACUCGAUGUGGGACUUCGCGCUGGAGUCGGAGCACCGCCCAAUCGACGUGUCCCUCGUACUCCCGCACUAUCGCGCCCGUAACCAACCGCUCGACCAUCGGCUGUCCAUGUACGUUGGCAGCGAAAUCUCCGAGUGCAUCAAGGUCAAAGUCUGCCGCAGUUUCCUCGCAACAGGUCCCACAAAAUUUCAACUCGAGGUUCACUCCGCAUCCGAUGCGGACGUAACGAUCUGGCUGCCUUCGGAUUUCAGGGGCCGAAUCCACCGCUCCGCGCACUGCAAACGCGUCUCGUUCUCCGCGGGUUUCACCAACCGUAUCAUGCAGAACGUCUGCAUGACCCAGUCACGCCGGCCGUCCCUCGUCGCCGCGCUCGACAGACACAUCCCUCAGUACUCCGACAUCUACAUCGCUGACGAUGCCGGUGUGUAUUCCGAGAAGGAGCGCUGGAACGCUGGCUACAUCAGCGGCGGCACGGAGGAGGACGAGGUCAUCGUGCACACCGCCGGUCACGUCAUGUUCCGCAUGUGGGAUGUGCACCGCGGUGAACCAGAGGCCCGCUGUCGCGAGGCGUGCAAACGUGUCCUCGGUCUCGGCUGGUGCGCUAAGCGCACCCCGGAAGUCGCCAUCGACUGGGACUUCCUCCUGGACGACUGACGCCCAUGUCUCAUACACGACUAUAACAUGGCUUGUUUCGUGUACCGUUCCUCCUAACCAGUUCCUCUCUGACUCUGCUUACGCUCUCGUGCAUAUCUGCUUUCCAUCACCAUCCAUCACCUUGUAUCAGUCACAUCUGCGAUCUCCUUUACACCCUGUAGCCAUUAUGAUUCCCUACCGCAAUGCUCCCCACACUGUAGCAUCAGUCUUACCCGUACAUGCAGCGUGCUGCUCGUUUCAUAGUAGAUUCAGAUACCUCUCAUG
Messenger RNA from Rhodofomes roseus, 1176 nucleotides. RefSeq lists its product as uncharacterized. The record is from RefSeq and is a predicted model, not a curated record. NCBI's taxonomy places the organism in Eukaryota, Fungi, Basidiomycota, Agaricomycetes, Polyporales, Fomitopsidaceae. Bases 151 to 912 code for a protein of 253 amino acids. The transcript is spliced from 3 exons.